Molecule: messenger RNA, 910 nt
Organism: Phaethon lepturus (White-tailed tropicbird)
Lineage: Eukaryota; Metazoa; Chordata; Aves; Phaethontiformes; Phaethontidae
Product: 28S ribosomal protein S30, mitochondrial-like
Exons: 4
Coding region: 1-744 (247 amino acids)
Biological process (GO): translation
Cellular component (GO): mitochondrial large ribosomal subunit; mitochondrion; ribosome
Molecular function (GO): structural constituent of ribosome
Source: RefSeq, a predicted model, not a curated record
AUGCAAAGGGGCAAUCUCUAUUUCUCUCUAUCCCUCUGUUCUGUUUCAGAUCUAAAACCUGAGGUUAACUAUUACUGGCAUCAUGGUGAGGAAGUUGUUGUUCAUGGACAUCGAAAGGGUAGAGUUGAUCCUGUGCGAUUUCAGAUAGAUGAUAAACCACACGUCCAGAUCCGUGUACCAAAGCAACUUCCAGAGAUUGUACCACUGGAGUCAGAUCUUGGAGAUGUUCCUGUUAUUGAUCAUAAGCCAUCCAAACUGCCAUUGUUCAAAAGGCAGUAUGAAAACAAGGUAUAUAUAGGAUCUAAGGUAGCAGAUCCAUGCUGUUAUGGACACACACAGUUUCAUCUUAUUCCUGAUAAACUAAAACGGGAGAGGUUUGUAAGAGCAUGUCUUGAGGAUCAGAUUGAAGUUCUUUAUCGAGCUAAUGGUAUUGCAAGUCUCUUUGCCUGGACAGCAGCACAAGCAAUGUAUCAAGGAUUCUGGAGUGAAGCAGAUGUGACCCAUCCUUUUGUGUCGCAGGCAGUAGUGACUGAUGGAAAAUACUUCGCUUUCUUUUGUUAUCAGCUAAAUACUUUAGCGCUAACUGCAGAAACUAUUCAAAAUAACCCUCGGAAAAAUAUCUGUUGGGGUACAGACAGUAAACCAUUGUAUGACGUUGUGGAAGACGGUAGUGUGAAAGGCUUUAAUGACGAAGUUCUGCUUCAGUUGGUUCGUUUUCUGUUAAACAGACCAAAAGAGUUGUAAUUCAUUAAACAAUAAACUAUUCCUGUUUAUGUGCUUGAACUUCAUUGUAACUCCAUGAAGUAUGGGCUUGAAUAUGCUUUGUUCUUAGUCAAAUAUUUGUCUAGCAAACACUGUAUACAUCUUUUAUGAUAUUUGGGUCUUAUUUCUUCAUUUUAAAUGUAUGAUA